CAAAUGGCGCAAGAAAUUAUCAAUCCAGAGUUAUAUUUAGAAAGGGAGCUCCUAGCCCCGUACACACACCUGCUGCAGAUCAAGGGUAAGCAGAUUCGAGUGAAGAUCGCGGUAGCCUUCAACCACUGGCUGCGAGUGCCAGACGAGAAACUCCAGUACAUCGUUAAUGCUGUCAACACCCUGCACAACGCGAGUUUGUUAAUGGACGAUAUUCAAGACAACUCUACUGUUCGGCGCGGUGUACCAGCGGCCCACUGCGUCUUUGGAUUACCGUUGACACUGAAUACUGGCAUACACGUCUUUUUUCUCGUGCUGCAACGAGUCAUGCAACUGGGCCCUGUGGCAACAGAGAUAUAUUCAGAGGAAAUGCUAGAAUUAAUUCGUGGUCAGGGCAUUGAUAUUUAUUGGAGGGAAAACCUCAUCUGUCCCACCGAAGAGGAAUAUAACAAUAUGGUAGAACAAAAAACUGGGCAUAUGUUCUUAUUGGGCUUACGUUUGAUGCAGCUCUUCAGCGAAUGCAAAACCGAUUUCAGCAAGUUAGCUCUGCACCUCGGUCUCUACUUCCAGAUAAGAGAUGAUUAUUGCAAUCUGAGACAGCAGGAGGAGCUCCUGGCCCCGUACACCCACCUUCUACAAGUCAGCGGGAAGCAGAUGCGAGUCAAGAUCAUCCUUGCGCUAAACCACUGGCUGCAAGUGCCUGAAGACAAACUGCGCUUUAUCGUCGACACUGUAAACAUGCUGCAUAACGGAACUCUGCUAGUUGACGAUGUGCAGGACUCUGCAAAUAUACGACGUGGUAUACCAACGGCUCACCGCAUCUAUGGAGUACCCAUCACGCUCAACGCUACGAUGCAUAUAAUUUUGUUAUCACUAAAGGAAAUCAUGAAAUUAGGUCCCAAGGCAUCAGAAAUAUACGUCCAGGAUUUCUUAGAAGCACUCCGGGGCCAAGGUACCGAUCUAUACUGGCGGGAAAACUUCGUGUGCCCUACUGAAGAGGAGUACAAAACGAUGGUCGAACAGAAAACUGGACGUAUGCUAACGUUGUCUUCACGUGUGUUGCAACUUUUCAGCGAAUUUAAAACUGAUUUAACCGACUUUGUGUUGCACCUCGGUUAUUACUUCCAGAUGAGAGACGACUAUUGCAACUUAAAACAACAGGAGGCACUAGAAGAGUGGCCCGGUCCCGAAGACACGCAGGCUAUUAAGGACGCCACUUUCUGUGAUGACAUAACGGAGGGCAAGUUCAGUUUCCCGAUUAUACAUGCGAUGAAGACUCCAGAAGGCAGUCAGAUAUUAAAUAUUCUACGGCAACGAACUCAAGACGUCCAGCUUAAGAAGUACUGCGUGUCUCUACUGGAAAAAGUUGGCAGUUUGCAGUACACACGCGAUAUACUGGCUAAACUUGAUCGGGCCGCAAGAGCUGAGGUGGCACGUCUUGGUGGUAACCCACAAAUGGAGGCUGUACUUGAUGAGCUCAUGUCUUGGAAAGAUCGACAUAUUCAGGAAUUAUGUUAA
Pararge aegeria (speckled wood butterfly) is the source of this 1515-nucleotide messenger RNA. Its product is annotated as geranylgeranyl pyrophosphate synthase-like. Lineage: Eukaryota; Metazoa; Arthropoda; Insecta; Lepidoptera; Nymphalidae. The transcript is spliced from 13 exons. Gene Ontology annotation, molecular function: prenyltransferase activity. The record is from RefSeq and is a predicted model, not a curated record. Bases 4 to 1515 code for a protein of 503 amino acids. Gene Ontology annotation, biological process: isoprenoid biosynthetic process.